Molecule: messenger RNA, 2583 nt
Organism: Laccaria bicolor S238N-H82
Lineage: Eukaryota; Fungi; Basidiomycota; Agaricomycetes; Agaricales; Hydnangiaceae
Exons: 13
Coding region: 1-2583 (860 amino acids)
Biological process (GO): regulation of DNA-templated transcription; DNA-templated transcription
Molecular function (GO): zinc ion binding; DNA binding; DNA-binding transcription factor activity, RNA polymerase II-specific
Source: RefSeq, a predicted model, not a curated record
AUGUUUGGAGGAAGCUCAAGCUGUGGGCAAGAUGCUCGAGGACCGCAGGACAUGCAUGAUGCUCGGCCGUCAAAACGGCCCCGCAAUGUCGGAGAGUCAUCGUUUCGUGACUCAGUGCAGGCUGGGCCGAUAGAGGAUCAUGGAAUGGGGUCACCAACUGAUCCAAUGGGGCGGGCAGGCAGAUCGGACGGAGGUCACAACUCCAUUGUGUCUGCUACCAUGCCCGCGAAUGCGUCUACUGCUGGGAGGGGUCGGGUAGACGAUAAAAACAAUCGCAAGCUAUCUUGCAAAGAGUGUCGUAGGUUAAAGCUCAAGUGCGACCGCGUCUUUCCUUGCCAGUCAUGCGUGAAGAGGGGCUGCGGUAGCCUCUGCCCUGAAGGUGCUCUCACAUCGGGCCGAGGCAGUCGAUUUAUUCUUGCAGGUGCCGAACAAUUACACGAGAAGAUUCAUGAAUUGGGCGAUCGGGUGCGACAGCUUGAAGAUGCACUUGAAGCUCUACAAGCAACUUGCUCAAGCCAUCCUCACCCCCUCCUUGCUCCUGAACUGCUAAAAAUUAAAACUUCACAAGAGCUCUAUGGAACCGCGCAAAAUGCCCAACCACCAACGCCACAGCAGCAACAACAACCACCUUUACCACAACCUCUUCCUCUACAACCGUCAUCAGCUGCACCUGCUGGUAAAGAUGAAAACCUCCGACUAUCUGUGGGCUCUAUACCCAUAAGAUACCAGUCCCCCGCCCCCAGACCCAACUCCCGAGGUACAGAGCUGGGUCGUCAUGGAAGGGGAUCAGCCACACCUGAAGUCCCACCUGAUAUCCUUCAACUCAGUGCCACCUUCCCCUUCCCUUGGUGUGUCGACCUCAGCAUUAGAAAGCGCAUCCGCGAUUCCCUCCCGCCCAAGGAUCAAGCACAACGCAUAUGCGAAGAAGCAAUGCGAAAUGCUCUUUGGCAGUACAACCUCGAUGCGUCUGAGACGUUCCUUCCUAAUCUUUUGCAUUAUUGUUAUUCGACGGCCAUUGAAGAUCUGAGCCCGCGCAGGCUGGCUCUUUUGCUCAUGGUUUUGUCUAUUGGCUCUUUGGUUGAUCUCAAUCAACCUCUUGGCUCCUUGCAUGGCGAAGCGUAUCACCACCUAGCCCGCGCUGCUGUUUGUGAGAUUCCUCUCAUGGAGGAGCCUGAUUUUGAUGUUCUUCAUGCCUUGUUCUUUAUGAUUUGGUAUCAUUUAAUAUUUUCAGAUAAUAAGAAAGCCGUGGGGUAUGCUUGGAACCUCAUGGGCUUUGUCGCAAAACUUGCUCAAGGGCUCGGUCUACACCGCGAUGCGCCCAGACUCAAGGGCAUCCCAGAGGAACAUGAGAAGCGUCGUGCCGUUUUCUGGGAACUUCUCAAUAUGGAUUGUCGGAUGAGCCUUUCACUUGGUCGCCCUCCGUCUAUUUGCCUGGCUCACGUCGAUGCGAAAACUCCAACAUAUGUAGGACCAGGGAUCUACGUCCCUCGCCAGGAAAUAGUUUACCACGAAUGGAAAAGCGGCUUCUUCAUAAAAUGCCUCUCCCCGAUAUUGGAGGCGAUGGUCGCAGUCAAAGCACCCCCAUACUCCCGUAUCUUAGAGCUGGACGGAUCAGUUCGGGAUUUUGAUGUUCCUACAAUGUUGGACGACAACAUCAUGCAAGACCUCACUCCGCGUUUUCUCGUUAUGCAAGGCGGACUUGUUGCCAUUGGUCGUGAACUUGGUACAUUUCGCCCUCUCGUAUGUAGCCAGGUCGAAGCUGACAGUGCGAUCUUGUUGCCAGCUCUGCUUCAACUCCAUCGAAAAUAUUUCACAGAUGCUAUGAGUGGACCAGAUGGAUUUGAUCUUGAUCACGAUUAUGGGCCUUCAGUCCUCGCCACGUAUCUCAGCGCAUCAAACUUGAUCACCGCUGUCGAAACCCUUUACAAACGGGAACAGCAGCUCACCUCCAGGUUCCUGCACUUCUGGUUCAACACGUUUUCUGCUACUGUUACGCUUUCUUUGCUGAUUUCACGGGCGCCUUCGAUUCCACUGGCAAGUUAUGCACUGAAAGAUAUGGAGAGAGCGUGUCAGUUGUUCAGGAAGGCUGCUACAAUAUUACCAUUUAGCGGGAAAGCACUUCCUGUGAUGCAGAAGCUCGCUGACAAGUCGCGCAGGACACUUCUCCAGCCCCUUGGCAAUCAAUCCUUGACUAAGAAGAACAGCAAUAUGCGAUAUAGUCAACCACAAGCGCGUAUACCGCCCUCAUUUACCAACGCACAUCCCGGCCUUUCUGAAUAUGCUGAAAAACUCAUUGAAUGUGCCAAAACUUCUGCUUCACUGUACCCCUCCGCUCCCCAGCAAGAUUCAUGGGAGCAACAGCCAGCGUUGAACAUCACCCCUGGAGAAUCGUGGAUGCCUGACAUCUACGACUACUCGUCACUGGGCUUCGGAUUAGAUGAUAGAUACGCCAUCGCUACAUCACAGCCGACACCCUUCACCCCUUCAUCGCCACGGAUAGCGGAGAACAAAGAUUACAACUUUGACCACGGCGCGCUGACACCGAGUUUGGUGGAUGAGACGAGUUACAUGGCCUGGUUCUAG